AUGAUGAUCUCAGUCUGCUUCACUUUGCUCUUUUUUUGGACGACACAAGGUAGAGUAUAUGAACUUUGCAUGCACUUUUUGUUCAACAAUUCACUGUAGUAUAAAAAUAUGCUCAAAAUGUAUUCGACCUGUUGUAUAUCUUUUUGUAAAAUAGAUCAAAUGACCUCUUGUUGCAGAUUUUGUGACCUGUGUUGGCACAGAGAUGCCGGUGGAUUUCUUGAGUGUAGGAUUGGGAGAGUCUAUUACUCUAAACUGCACUUACGACUGCUCCUCUGGAUUUGUUCGUGGCUGCUGGAGUAAAUCAUCAGACAUAUCAGGCUGUCACUGGACUCUCACACAGUGCUCAGUGUCUCUUCAUCUGUCAAAUGUGUCCACUGAAGACCUCAAGACAAACUACACUUGCUACACAAUGGCUACAGAUGACACUCGACUUCUGCACAAAACACAGCGAAUUGUGGUCCUACAGCUUCAAGGUAGAGAGACAUCUAUUAUGAGAAGGAUUAUGAGAUAUGGCUCAAAUCUAAAAUGUUCAAGAACAGGUAUACAGAUUAUAAGAAAUCAACUUUAACUAUGGUUUUAUUUUUGUGAUUAAGAUCAAUCUAUGGUACCAAGCUGGACAACCACCCAAAGAACUGAAACUAAAAUAGGUGAGAACCAAAUUUUCACAAGUGUUGGAAAACUCAUUUUUAAACACCAAGGUGGUAUUUCAAAGUUGUUUCUAUAUUAUUCUGAGAAAGGACUUACAUUCAUGGAUGUUUUGUUCCAUCUUUCCCAGCGUCUAAGCCUAACAAUGCAAACGGAGGUGAGUUUGUACUGAUCAAUACAAAAUUCAUCACUACUCAUAAAAUGUAUCAAUAUCAUUUUUCAAACCACAACUUAAUCUAUGCAUACACCUUUUCUAUAUCUGAUAUCAUUUGUUAAAUAUUUGCAUAAAUCUCCACUUUUUCCUUCACAUUAAAAGUCUCCUCUAAUGUUACAGGAGAGUUUACUGGAACUAAAGUAUUAGCAACAGUCACUGUUACUGUUGCCAUGGUGCUUGCGGCAUUGGCAGCUUACCUCUGUCUGACCCGGAGCAGACAGAGCUGGAACUGUAAAGGUGCUUAUCAAAUAUUACUCUGACAACAUACACUUGCUUUAAAAGUAGAAAUCUCUGAAUAAAAAAAUAAAAUAAAAUGACACAACUGCAUCUCUUUGUUAUUCUUGUCACAUUCUCCAGAGGAGCCUUUUGGGUCCAGGUCAGGGUGAGUUCAAUCAGGAAUAAUUAUGCACAAAUCUGUGUGUUAAAUACCCUCAAAGACUCUAUAAUGUAUUUAUAAGUUUGUGUGUAAUUGAAUAGAUCCAGUAAGUGUAUUACAUCUAUUAUUGUUUUAGCUCACCAUUGCCUCCUGAAGCUGCCCAUCCAACAAUGAAAGGUAAACUAAAUUGGAAGAAUUAAAAAGAAGUACCAAAAGCUUUUGCAGUCCUGUAUUUCAUAUUUGCAAUAUUUCUCUCUAUAGGGCCACAGUCCGCACAAAGUGAGAGAGUGACUUUGAGGAUUCCUACACCAGGUUUGAUGACAUUUGCAGCCAUCCUCACACCACUGCCUUAGACUCAAAGACAAGAAUUCACUGAUAAACUGAAUUAUUUCUUUGCUUAGAUAACGAGGAAGACACUGAGGUGCCAUAUGCUGACAUAAUGAUCACUGUCCGAGGCGUCAGCACACCAGAGCUCACUCAGGUCGGCUACCAGAAUCAUGAUGGUCAAAAAGAGGUGAGGGGCAAGACUUCUGACUUGAAAUCUAAUUGUGAUUUUCAUCGGACGGAAUCACAGGUUUGCAGGAAAGUUUCCUGUUUCCUUUUCAGGGCAGCCCUUUGAAAUAGUAAACCAGAAACAUGGUCUCCAUAUGAAAAUGCUUAUGUUGUGGUGAUCACUUUUGCUUUAUUGCAGCAUGGUUAACAAUUUGCCAAAUUCAGUAGGGGAGAGUGGGGUAAGAUGAGCCAUUUUUCAUAUCUCGGAUCACUACAUCAAGGAAAUCAUAGUUUUGAAAAAAUGGUGUAAUUUUUUCGUUUUUGACCUCAUGUUGUAGCUCACAGAUACCACAACUGAUCUAUUAAACAAAUUUAAAAUGAUCUUUUUUUGGUCUGAACACAAUUCUAAUAAAACUUAUGAGAGACCAAAUUCACUUUCAAGAGUGAAAAAUGUUUGUUUUGGAAAUAAAUAUCUAACCCCUUCACCCAUGAGCUUCUAACCUUCACAGACUCCAUGAAUUGACACCCAGCUCCUAAAUAUUUGGUCACAUGAUCAAUUUCUUUUACCAUUUCCAAGCAACAGGGGGUGGCUCAACUUAUCCCACUCUCCCCUACCACUUUUUAAAGACUCACAAACUUCUUAAGACUUGGCUUGUACUUUUCUCUGCCUUUUUCCAGUGGUGGGGAGAGGAACCCAGGUCUCACCUGCAGGCUUCACGUUCAGCUGACAGACUGAAUAUCCCGCAGCCCAGAGAGAUCAGCCGGAAGAUGAGCACCAACUCUGAGUACGCCGUCAUCACAUAUGCCUGA
Xyrichtys novacula (pearly razorfish) is the source of this 2537-nucleotide messenger RNA. The record is from the annotation of a GenBank genome assembly. Lineage: Eukaryota; Metazoa; Chordata; Actinopteri; Labriformes; Labridae.